Octopus sinensis (East Asian common octopus) is the source of this 1990-nucleotide messenger RNA. RefSeq lists its product as uncharacterized. NCBI's taxonomy places the organism in Eukaryota, Metazoa, Mollusca, Cephalopoda, Octopoda, Octopodidae. The coding region runs from base 147 to 1688 and encodes 513 amino acids. The transcript has 5 exons. The record is from RefSeq and is a predicted model, not a curated record.
CGGAAAUGGGUUAGGAAUGAAUAAACGUUAAUUGAAGUCAAUGACAAGAAGAAGAAGAAGAAGAAGAAGAAGAAGCAGAAGAGAUAGCCAGCUUUGUACCAUUAAUGGUCCAACGUUUCUAGAAGACGUUUCUAAUUACUUGUAAGAUGCCCACCUCAAGCCAAGCAUUAAUUCUACUCAAUGUAGACAAUCCGAAUCCUUUAGACCAGCAUAUACCCCAGAUCAACCAGUUCCAGUCGUCUGUAAGGAGAAAUUCUGACCACACAAACCAGCCACUGAAUUCUUCUCCAGAGAGUUCUCCAUAUUGCCUUCAUCGGUUAUCACCCUCCAAAUCAGAAUAUUUUGGUCCCACCAAAUGUAACCCUACUUGUUCGGCCGACAAUAUGCAACCCUCCAAAACUUCUUUAUAUUCUUCUCUAGAGUUCUUGUAUCAGCGUGAGCCCUCGACUGCUAUUCAGAAACAUGAUCCGACAAAAGCAUCAUUGCGAAUCAGUAACACAAGCUCUUUGUCAGGCAGAAACAUAUUUGAUCCAAAACUUUGUUGCUCCAGGACAGAUGAUAAAAAUCUAAUUUAUUUGAUGCCAAAGACAGCUCAACUCCAUUAUUUCACCGCUGGUCGAUAUUUUUCCCGUCUGCCGCGAUCCUUUACUGAGAAUUCAUUCUAUGAACAACGUUCUUACAAUCAAAGUCAAAUGAACUUGACAAGUGAUCAAAAUCCCGUAGAAGUAGUAAAACCUGUUCUUGAAAUUCGCAAAUCUCAACAAUUUCACAAGCCAUUACAGUCACUGAAUGCUCUGCACAAUAAUAUGACAUUGAUGUCUCUAAAUACAGACAGUUAUCAACAGUCUUCAAUUGAUUCUCUCUCUUCUUAUGAAGAAAAUGCUAAUAAUUUAAUCCAGCGCUUGCGUAGUCUUGGUUUUCGACCUUACGGAACUUGGAGUUCCGAUAAUAGAGAUGAAAAACAGACGAUAGCGAAAGAUUUUACCGCCAACGAAUCAAUAAUUCCGAUUUCAUGUAGAGAUGCUGCUGAAAAUGAUAUAAUCUCCGAAAAGAUUUAUUCUUUAAAUGGAAACAAAGUUGGUCCAAGAUGCUUGCAAGUGAAAAUUGCAACCGGACUUUCUGUGAGUGAAGAAGAAAUUAAAAAACAACUAAUGUGGUACGAUGAGAAUGGUAUCGAACAAGAGAAAGUAGAAAAACUUGUAUCUGAUAUAAAAUCGAAACUGCGUAGUAAAAAGACGAAAGCUCCGACAAUCCGUAUGCGUAAGACGCUUCCAGAGUCACAGCCGUUGACCAUUUGCUUUGCUUGUGACUCUGACCUUCAGAUAACUCAUGAAGAUAUUAAACGUGAAUUAGAAUCUCAGUACCCCGAGGUUAUGCUACUCAGUCUUCGAUUCGAUCCCGUAUCAGUGGCUGUUGGUAACUCUCAUACGAAAAAUAGAUGGGUUGUUUGUGUAAGUAACAAUGAAGACUUCCAGUCGUUAGUAAAAGGUGGCGUAACUAUUGCAGGAAGUGAUCGAAUCACAGUGAAACCGUUCGAUGCUGUAAUGUUAGAGGAACACAACGCUUAUAAACUCCACCAAUAUGUGAAGGAAGCGAAAGCUAUGAUUGCGAGAUCGAAAGAUGAACGCACGAAACAAGCAAAGAAACUAAAGAACAAAAGAAUAAAGUUUAAAAUAAAAGUCACGUGAAUAUAGAACGCCAUUCGACUACGACCAUGCUGAGUUACAGUAUUCAUGAGAUUUUAGCUGAUUACAUCAAUCCCAGGGCUUCGUAUGGUAAUUAUAUCAUUGCUCUUGUACCGAACCCAUAACAAACUGACCUAGGCAUGAGAGAACGUAACUGGGACAGUUAUUAACUAACAAAUAUUUGCAUCAAAAUGAGCACAAGGUAAAAUUAAUUCCUCGGAACAGUAACAUUUACUCUCAGUGAAAAUAAAUACACUUGUUGACUCGAAUAAAAGAGAGAGAGAAAAAAAUAAUAAAGUUGAUAA